GUCUCUCUCUCUCUCUCUUCCCUCCUCAUCAGACUCUCACGCACUCUAACUUCGUAACGGACCGUACUAUCCAGACUUCCCACCAAGAGAGAGAAAGACACACUCACACACAAACACAAUGUCAUGCUAAAGACCUAAUUAACCAUUUAAUCACACACGCACUCUCUCUCAACAAAAACAUUAACAAAUGCCGUCUCAGCAACCGUCCUCUCCCUCCGAGCCUUGCCCUGUCGACCCACGAAUCUGGCGCGCUUGUGCCGGCUCCUCCUUUCAAAUCCCCACCCUCAACUCUAGGGUUUACUACUUCCCUCAAGGCCACAUGGAGCAAUCAUGUCCUUCCGUCACUGUCCCUCUCUCCAAACCCUUCAUUCCUUGCAUCGUCUCCCACGUCGAGUUUCUCGCUGAUCCUCUCACCGACCAGGUCUUCGCUAAAGUUCUUCUCACACCUGUCAACUCGUUCGAUUCUUGGUCUUCUGGAAACUUCUUUGACCACCACCACCAGCAACAGCAGAAUGAGAAUGCGGUUUUUCCGUUUGCGAAGAUUUUAACGCCGUCAGAUGCGAAUAACGGCGGUGGUUUUUCCGUCCCGAGGUUUUGUGCUGACUCGAUCUUCCCGCCACUUAACUACCAAGCGGAUCCUCCAGUGCAAACUUUGUCUAUUACGGAUAUUCAAGGAACCGUUUGGGAGUUUCGCCACAUUUAUCGUGGGACGCCGAGACGGCAUUUGUUAACGACAGGAUGGAGCAAGUUCGUGAACCGAAAGAAACUAAUUGCCGGAGAUUCUGUUGUUUUUAUGAGAGAUACGAGAGGGAAAAUGUAUGUGGGGAUCAGGCGAUCGAUGAGGUACGGGAACAAUGGAGAAGUUGCCAGGUGGCGGGAGCAGAUUGGAAUGACGCCGGAGGCUGUGGUGGAGGCAGUGGAGAGGGCGGCGCUGGGGUUUCCGUUUGAGGUGGUAUAUUAUCCAAGGGCCGGGUGGGCUGAUUUUAUAGUGAGGGCCGAAAUGGUAGAUGUGGCAAUGAGGGUGUUUUGGACGGCUGGGUUGAGAGUUAAGAUGGUGGUGGAGACUGAGGAUUCGUCUAGAUUGACGUGGGUUCAGGGCACGGUAAUGGCAGUUUCUGUGCUCGAUAGUGGCCAGUGGUGUGGCUCACCGUGGCGAAUGCUUGAGGUUACGUGGGAUGAACCUGAAAUUCUGCAGAGCUCAAAUAGAGUAAGUCCUUGGCAAAUCGAAUUUGUUUCGCCCACUCGACCACUUCAUACCACAAUUCCUCCAGCGAAGAGAUCAAAAUUUCCUCAGAAUUCUGUGUCAGUGACUGAUGGAGAGGAAGAAAUCUUCUUUCCACUGACAGGAUUAACUAAUUCAGCAAUGGAGCACACAAACCCUUCAUUGGUGAAUUAUAACACUUUUCCUGCUGGCAUGCAGGGAGCCAGGCAAAAUCCUUUUAGUGUAUUUAGUUUAUCUAACUUCAGAAGUGAGAAUACUCCUCAAGUGUGCAAUGAUAGUACCUAUGGCAACAACUUGAUGCCAAAGUUGAAACGCAUUUCUACUGAACUGAACAUUGGAAGUUCACAGUCUGACAACCUAUCACCAGAUAGCCACAGUAGUGUGCAUUCCUAUGGUACUGAACUUCUUGGAGACCAGGGCUGCAACUUGACAAAAGUUGGUAUUAGCUCUUUUCAGUUAUUUGGUAAGAUCAUACAUAUGAAUCAGCCUGUUGGAAGUGGUUUGGACGAUGUUGCUUGCUUGGAAGAUGAUGGCAGUAGAGUGCUCAACGUAACUGAAGGUUUGAAUGAGCGAAUGAAUCUUCCCUUGACUUACACAGAACUGCUUAAUAGGUCUUUGCCAUUUGAGCGACUCAGCAGUUGAAGCUGAAGCUUGCUCUUUGUGAAAUAAUAAUUGUGUCUAUGGCAUGCAGAUAAGUAGCUGUACAGGUAUGCUUUUAUCUGAAUACUGUGUACUACGCUGAACCAUGAAACCAAUCAUCAGAUGUUAAUUACUGGCUAAUGUUUAUCAAAAUUUGAUCAUGCUUUUAUAUGCAUAGUGGGUUACUUUCACUUAAGUUAUCAGGCAUGUUGUCUAAUGUGCUUUUCAUCUUGCAAUUUCUCUACUAUUUGAAUGUAUGUUUGAAACAGACAGUGAAUCUGAUAUGUCUGCUGCAAUUACUGGUAAAAUUAGUUGGAAGAGAUUGAGUUUGUUAUGGUUUUUUGUGAAAUGAUAAUUAUUAGAACUUCAGAUGACAUUAUUCUCGUGUAGUAGGCUAAUAUUAAUUAUAUAUGAGACUUACUGAUGGCAUCAUAUAUGGCAUUUGGACUAGUGAAAAUUUUAUGACAUUCGGUGAUAUUACCAACCAGCUGGUGCUUUCCAAAGGUUGGCUAUUUGGUAGGAAUCCUUAAAUUGACUGUUCUAUGCAUGCCUGCUUGGAGCUGUAGUACAUGUUGGGCUUUUAUUUAUUUUAGUUCAUUCAGUUCAAGAUCUAUUCAUCCAUGAAUGUGAAUGAGUGAUCAUAAACGAUGGAGCUGAAAAAUUGAAGUGGCUAAGGCGUUGUAGGGUAUUUGUUUUCUAAACCCAUUUUCUGUUUUAGACAUUGAAAAACAGUUGUAAAACAUACUAGUAAUUAUAUU
Molecule: messenger RNA, 2619 nt
Organism: Pistacia vera
Lineage: Eukaryota; Viridiplantae; Streptophyta; Magnoliopsida; Sapindales; Anacardiaceae
Product: auxin response factor 17
Exons: 2
Coding region: 188-1864 (558 amino acids)
Biological process (GO): response to hormone; regulation of DNA-templated transcription
Cellular component (GO): nucleus
Molecular function (GO): DNA binding
Source: RefSeq, a predicted model, not a curated record